This is a messenger RNA of Lolium rigidum, 786 nucleotides long. RefSeq names its product expansin-A13-like. Gene Ontology annotation, cellular component: extracellular region. Lineage: Eukaryota; Viridiplantae; Streptophyta; Magnoliopsida; Poales; Poaceae. The record is from RefSeq and is a predicted model, not a curated record. The transcript is spliced from 2 exons. Gene Ontology annotation, biological process: plant-type cell wall organization. Bases 1 to 786 code for a protein of 261 amino acids.
AUGGCUGGAGCUUACGUGCGCACGGGGGGCGUGCUCGCCCUGAUCUGCUGCGUGCUGGCCAUCAUCGGCGCCGACGCGCUGGAGCCCAGCGGGUGGGUGAGGGCGCACGCCACGUUCUACGGCGGCAGCGACGCCUCCGGCACAAUGGGCGGCGCGUGCGGGUACGGGAACCUGUACGCGCAGGGGUACGGCACGCGGACGGCGGCGCUGAGCACGGCGCUGUUCAGCGACGGCGCGUCGUGCGGGCAGUGCUACAAGCUCGUGUGCGACCGCAAGACGGACAAGACGUGGUGCAAGCCCGGCGUGUCGGUGACCAUCACCGCCACCAACUUCUGCCCGCCCAACUGGGACCUCCCCAGCGACAACGGCGGCUGGUGCAACCCGCCGCGCCCCCACUUCGACAUGGCGCAGCCGGCCUGGGAGAAGAUCGGCGUCUACCGCGGCGGCAUCAUCCCCGUCAUAUACCAGAGGGUCCCCUGCGUGAAGAAGGGCGGCGUGCGGUUCACCAUCAGCGGCCACGACUACUUCCUGCUGGUGCUGCCCACCAACGUGGCGGCGGCGGGGUCGGUCAGGGCCAUGGACAUCAUGGCGUCCAAGUCCGGCGGGGAUUGGAUGUCCAUGACGCGCAACUGGGGCGCCAACUGGCAGAGAGGCGGCUACCUCAACGGCCAGACCCUCUCCUUCAGGCUCACCAUCACUGACGGCCAGACCAUCGUCUUCUCCAACAUCGUGCGCUCCAGCUGGACGUUCGGCCAGACGUUUGCAAGCAACCUGCAGUUCAAGUGA